AGCACUACCGCACGACCGGAAACAGAGCAACUCCUAGCCGCAGCUCUGAAAUACCGGAUGGUUCACUCCUUUCAAUAUCACGUCAGCGGCCAGCGUCAGAGAUGCUCACGCGAGGGAAACGGGCACGGAUGCAGUUGGAGGAUUCUUCCAUUGAAGAGGGAAACGAGGCAUUGCCUCUCCUGUCGCUGCCCGACGUGCCGCUCGUGAAUGUGCUCUCCCGCCUGUCGCCCAAGGACCUGUGGGCCGUCGGGCAGGCGAGCCCGCGGCUGGGUGCGCUCACCAGGGCGCACACGUCGUUGUGGGUGGCGGACGGGAACAACGGUGGCAGUAGUGGCAAGCUGUACUUCGGGGACGUCGGUAGCAUCCUGGCCCUGCUGCGUGUGGCGCCGCCCGUGGACGAGUUGCAUUAUGAAGUUCGACGUCCUCUGUUCCUUCCACCUUAUGUCGUGAGCUUGACGAGAAAGAAGUCGAACGUGUUGAAAAUGGAGGUGAAGGGCAGCACGGUGGAGUGCUGCGCUGCCAUUAUCCGGGAGCUUGGUGGCCGACUGCAGCGUGUGGGGAUUUCAAGGCUCGAUCAUGGACUGGAGGGGAUACUCAGCAGCCUGCAAGAAGCCCUCUCCGUAAAGUCUAUCGAGUUGUCCUUGGUAUCCUAUUUCGACAGAUGUGCCUUCAAAUGGCCACAGACCGUAGUGCUGCCCAGGCUGAACACCAUUAUACUGCUGUUGUCAAUUCUGACAGACGAUGACGAGGAUGAAGAGAAAUCUGGGCCACAUUCCACUUUGCUUGACGCCCUCCGUUCGAUACUGCUAGCGCACAGGCGACAGUUGCGUGACGUGAGGAUCUCGUCGCAACUGCUGCCCCUUCUGGACUCAUGCCCCAGCAGACUUCAGCAGAUGACUGUGGUCGCCCGACAGGGUUUUGACGUGGGCUCAGGACUACAGCGAUUGCGCGGACUUAAUCGACUCACGAUCUUACAGUUGGGUGACGAGCAGGUCGAGCAGGUGGAUACGUUGCUGAAGUCAUGCCGGUCCCCGCUGGAAAACCUCAUCCUCUUACUUUGCUGUGAUCAGACAUUGCAAACCGUGGGAUCUAUCGGGCUUACAAGCCUCCGGUAUAUCUUGCUGUUCUGUGGGUACACUAACCAGUGGGCUCUCGGGUCACUGGAAGUGGCGCUCGCCGGCCUGCCCAACCUCCGCACGCUGAUCGUCGGCGGCCUCGACGACCCGCUUCAGGAGCUCUCCCGCGUCCCAGCCUCCGCCAUUCCUAACCUCACCCUCCUCGUCUUCCAGGAAAAGGGAAGAUUUGACAUGGAUUCGCCGGCCGACUAUACCGGCUUCCGAGACUGCCAGGACCUGGUGCUCCGCGCCCCCAAGUCGCUCCACGUGGGGGCGAGUUUCGGAGGAGGCGGUUGCAUCGUGUUCUGCAGGCACGCCACAGACGAGUUCACAGUGGCGUCGUGCCCGACGUGCGGAAGAGAAGAAACUGAAAUCUCGACCGUUGCCAUUGUUCAGGUGCAGUAAAUAAAUUUGGCUCUUCAUCAAA
This is a messenger RNA of Frankliniella occidentalis (western flower thrips), 1542 nucleotides long. RefSeq lists its product as uncharacterized. Gene Ontology annotation, molecular function: protein binding. The transcript has 9 exons. NCBI's taxonomy places the organism in Eukaryota, Metazoa, Arthropoda, Insecta, Thysanoptera, Thripidae. Bases 102 to 1520 code for a protein of 472 amino acids. The record is from RefSeq and is a predicted model, not a curated record.